CCAUUUGACCACACGGCGUUGACUGAUGACGUGCGCAUACAUUCAAGAUGGCGAAAAGGCAGCAUGGGAAAAGUUUUCGGGAUCGGACAACAGAUAAUGAAAAAAUGAAUGAACAUUUCGACCUCGGUCUAAACUCAAGCGAUGAUGAGGCUCCCGAAGAAGUCACGUUUGAAGAUUCUAAAGCAUCCGCUAUUAAGAGAAUGAAAAAUGCAUUGGAGACUGCCAGACGAGAAAAAGAUUUGCUAAAGGAAAAACGAAGGCGGCGACAGGAGCUCUUUCAGCAACAGAAGAAAAAAAGGCUUCUUCCUGCUGAUGUAUUGGAGGAAAUAGAUAUAGCCCAACCCAAGAAGCAGAAUCUUUCUAUAGACCAAGCAGAAAAUGAGAACAGCGAUAUAGAGACUGGUGGUUCAGAGGAGGGGGAGGGAACAGAAGAGAAGGAAACGGAUAAGAACCAAGAUAAAGGUGUCAGGGGUUUAAAAUGGAACAACAGUGUGAUGAGGCUGAAAGGCAGACCCUCUGCCAACUUCCAACAACAAGCAGCUGCUGACUUCAUCCAAUCAAGACUGUACGGAGCACAAAGUCAUAGAACCACAAACAAUGAACUUCUCUCCCUUGCAAAUAAGAGGGGGCAAAACAAAAGUGCCGCUGUGCAGUUUGUCAAGAAGGAUUGGGCCACAAAGAAAAAAGAGAAGGCAGAGAAGUUGAAGAAACGCUGGAUUCACAAAAAAAAUGUUUCCUCAAACUGACAAAAUUGAAAAGUGGAAUGUUAUUUAUCUUCUAUUGUUUUUUUUUCUUCCACCUGAAGAAAUCUAGAUUGCCAGUUUAUGAACAUUUAAAUUGGCAAAUUCAGAAAGCCCAUUGUAAACAAUGCAUCUAAAAUGAAGCCUGAACAAAAGAUCCUUAAUUUUGCAUUUUGAAGUAGUGAAGAGGAGGGUGGAGUGGAGGUUGUGAUGUCACAGUAGCACUGUCUUUGGUCAGUUGUUUUUUCUGAAUACUGAACAAUUACGCUCCAUAAAUGCAUCAUAUACAACUCUGCAAGUCACUUACUCUCAAGGUGAUUAAAGCUUUCAUAAGCAUUUAAGGCACUGGAUGUUUUACUAUAAUUGUAAAGGACAAACUGGUUGUUGUCGUCAAUGUAUGCCAUGAUUAGUGAAUACCUCUGUAUACAUCUAUACAAUGUUUGCUAAGGAGUUUUAUAAUUAAACUGAAGGUGAUAGUCAGGUUUUAUUUGUGUCAACACACUUUGCAGUUUGUGUCACAAGCAGUCCCAGCACAAGGCAUUAUCAACACAAAUGCUGUUAUUUCUUUUAUUUAAAUAUAAAUCAUUUCACCCUCAAAACUGAACAUCCCU
This is a messenger RNA of Osmerus eperlanus (European smelt), 1351 nucleotides long. It is a transcript of the gene nol7, whose product is annotated as nucleolar protein 7. Gene Ontology annotation, molecular function: RNA binding. NCBI's taxonomy places the organism in Eukaryota, Metazoa, Chordata, Actinopteri, Osmeriformes, Osmeridae. The record is from RefSeq and is a predicted model, not a curated record. Bases 48 to 746 code for a protein of 232 amino acids. Gene Ontology annotation, cellular component: nucleolus; nucleus. The transcript is spliced from 8 exons.